This is a messenger RNA of Manis pentadactyla (Chinese pangolin), 745 nucleotides long. RefSeq names its product ubiquitin-conjugating enzyme E2 D2-like. Gene Ontology annotation, biological process: protein K48-linked ubiquitination; ubiquitin-dependent protein catabolic process. Lineage: Eukaryota; Metazoa; Chordata; Mammalia; Pholidota; Manidae. Gene Ontology annotation, cellular component: nucleus. The transcript has a single exon. The record is from RefSeq and is a predicted model, not a curated record. Gene Ontology annotation, molecular function: ubiquitin conjugating enzyme activity. The coding region runs from base 328 to 684 and encodes 118 amino acids.
GGCUGCUCGGGUGGCAGCACGUAAAGGGGCCACCGCGGGGUGAUGCGGUGACCGCUGCGGCAGGCUCAGGAGCCGAGUGGGCCCUGGCCCCGAGUCGGUCCCGCCGGACCCGCGCUCCCGAGCUCCUUGUCUUCUCCGGCCGACCCGCGAUCACCGAGGCGGCCUCGCGGCCCCUCGCCCCAUCCCCUGUCCCUCCCCUGCCCCCGCCACCGCCCCAGGGGCCACCGCCACCCGCCUCCCACGAUGGCUUUGAAGAGAAUCCACAAGGAAUUGAAUGACCUGGCAUGAGACCCCCCAGCACAGUGUUCAGCAGGUCCCGUUGGAGAUAUGUUCCAUUGGCAAGCUACAAUAAUGGGGCCAAAUGACAGUCCCUGUCAGGGUGGAGUAUUUUUCUUGACAAUUAAUUUCCCAACAGAUUACCCCUUCAAACCACCUAAGGUUGCAUUUACAACAAGAAUUUAUCAUCCAAAUAUCAACAGUAAUGGCAGCAUUUGUCUUGAUAUUCUACGGUCACGGUGGUCUCCUGCACUAACUAUUUCAAAAGUACUCUUGUCCAUCUGUUCUCUGUUACGUGAUCCCAAUCCAGAUGAUCCUUUAGUGCCUGAGAUUGCGCGGAUCUACAAAACAGAUAGAGAAAAGUACAACAGAAUAGCUCGGGAAUGGACUCAGAAGUAUGCGAUGUAAUUAAAGAAAUUAUCGGAUAACCUCUACAAAUAAAGAUAGGGGAACUCUGAAAGAGAAAGUC